Messenger RNA from Triplophysa dalaica, 4009 nucleotides. RefSeq names its product NPHS1 adhesion molecule, nephrin (gene nphs1). Gene Ontology annotation, cellular component: cell-cell junction. Gene Ontology annotation, biological process: cell-cell adhesion. The record is from RefSeq and is a predicted model, not a curated record. Gene Ontology annotation, molecular function: cell adhesion molecule binding. NCBI's taxonomy places the organism in Eukaryota, Metazoa, Chordata, Actinopteri, Cypriniformes, Nemacheilidae. The transcript has 30 exons. The coding region runs from base 130 to 3840 and encodes 1236 amino acids.
GUUUGUACGGGAGCCCCGCUGGCAUUUCUUCACCAGAGCUGGUGAACGUCUUGAGACGAGAACCUCCAGAUCGAGACAAAGCAGGGCGGUGAAACUCAACAGGUUUUAGCUGGCCUGUGAUCGGAGGAGAUGGGAUGCUUGUCUUCAGUGAUCCUCUUUCUUCUAGCACAUUUCAAUGGUGUGUGUGGGCAGCAGGCGUUUAAGACAGAGCCACGUAAUAUGACGGUCAGGGCGGGGGCCACAGCUCUGCUGAAGUGUGAAGUGCUGAGGGCCUCGGGGGCCGUGCAGUGGGUUAAAGAUGGGCUGCUCCUGGGACCUCAGAGAACUCUGCCCGGCUAUCCACGCUACAGUAUGACAGGAGACCAGCAGAAAGGACAGUACCAUCUACAGAUUCUCAACAUAACUUUGGAGGAUGACGGCCCCUACGAGUGCCAGGUGGGCCGGUCCGUGAGCAGCCGUGCCAUCGUGUCUCGCUUGGUUUGGCUCAACGUGCAGAUCCCACCCUCACAACCCUACAUCCAGCUGGAGUCUGAUGAGCCGUGGGUGGAGGGAGAGGAAUACACGGUGACCUGCGUCGCUCCGGAUGCCAAACCUCAGGCAGAUAUCAUGAUGUUCAAAGACGGAGAGGAGCUGAUGGAAACCGAUUCUUAUACCAUGUCAGGCUCGCAGGAUAAGCUUCUGAACACAAACACAGAAGUCACCAUCAGGGCGAAGAGCUCAGACAAUGGGCGGCAGUUGACGUGCCGAGCGAAGAACCUAGUUCUCCCUCGAUCUCUUGAGGCCAGCAUCACCAUGAGGGUUUACUUCCCCCCGCAGCCUCCAGUGAUAGUGGGGUUAGAACAUCCCGAGGUAAAAGCCGGCACUCUUCUACGUUUGGUGUGCACGUCUUUUGGUGGAAACCCUUUGGCCACUUUGCAUUGGACUAAGAAUGGAGAGGUUCUGUCCACUAGUUGGGAGGAAGACACCAACUCACGUAGGGCCAGUAGCAUAUUAAGAAUGGAGGUGAAGCCAGAGGACAACCACUCAGAUCUACAAUGUGAAAGUGUCAAUCUAGUGUCCCGCUCACCAAUGUCCCUAACACGCACCCUUACUGUUCUUUUUGAACCCGCUGUGGUUACGCUACUGGGCUCUUUCGAAGCUUUGGAGGGAGAGGAGAUCAAUUUGAGCUGUUCCACUUCCUCCAGUAAUCCGCCGGUCCAGAUUCGCUGGUGGCUCGGGUCCAAAGAGCUAAACCGAACCGUUGAUACUAUCUCUGAGGGAGAUAAUGGUGGUAUGAUGACGUUAUCUAACCUGACGUAUAAAGUGUCACGUGAGGACAACGGUCUUUCCCUGACGUGUGAGGCGUUUAAUAAAGGCACCCGCUUCUCCAACAUUCAAUCGGAGCAGCUUACCGUUUACUAUCCUCCACAGAAGGUUUGGAUAGAUGCUCCUCCAUCGGACCAAUUCUCGCACUCUGGGACACCUGUUCGGUUAAUUUGCUUUUCUACUGGUGGGAAUCCAACAGGACAGCUGGUGUGGUUGAAGAAUGGUAAGGUAGUGCAAAGCGCAUCAAAGCAGGUAUCAUCGGAGCGCGGUGUGUCUCGAGAGCUUCCCCUCAUCCUUCAGCCCAGCGACAAUCUGGCCACCUACCGAUGCGACUCAUCCAACAAGGCCAAGAAAGUUAUCUCUGCCCAGACCAAACUUAGGGUUUUGUUUCCAGCUAUAAGUGUGAAGAUCAAGGCCAAACAAGAAGAAUUACGGCGGGGUGAGACGCUGAAUUUGGAGUGUCUGGCUGGGAGCAGCAACCCCAGCACAAAUAUCAGCUGGAGCCUUGGCCCUAUCAAACUUAAGGGAGUUGAACAGCCUCCUAAAAAGGCAGAGUUCGGUGGGAUGUCCCGGACCAGCAUGCUGUCCCUUGUCCUCGGCUCCCAUCACAACGGCAAACGGGUCACCUGUCAAGCAUUCAGUAAUGUGCUUUCUGAGGGGGUCAACAACUUCUACUCUCUAAAUGUGCUCUUUCCUCCCGAGUUCUCAGACGAACAACCCAAUAUGAUCCAGGUGGUUGAAGACGAAACCGCCACACUUCCUGUCAAAGUCUCGGCCAAUCCGGACACGAUCACCUGCGAGUGGACUUUUCAGGGAGAGACGCUUGUGAAAGAAAGAGAUCCUCGGUAUCGCUUUGACGACUGGUCUUUGGAAAUCGUGAACGUGUCGCGGCGAGACGGAGGCGAUUACAUCAUAGAGUGUUGCAACUCGGAGGGGAAAUACCGCACCAAACUCAAACUGGAUGUACAGUAUGCCCCGACUGUUCAUAUGAAGACUGAUCCCGUAUCGGUUAACUUGGGAGAAACUGCUGACUUACUCUGUGUCGCCGAUGCCAAUCCCAUCACCUUUGAUAUGUUUUCGUGGAAGUGGAUGGGUGAAGAGGAAAUAGAAGAUCUAGGCGAGCAGAGUGAAGAUGAAGGAACUGGCGUGUUAACCAUAUACGAGGUGACGCGUGACAGGGCGGGAUUUUACAGGUGCACAGCAGACAAUGGUAUAGCGCCCCCUGGCAGCGUGGAGGGACAUCUCAUUGUGCGCUUUUCUCCAGAGCUCCAGAAGGGUCUGCAGUGGAGAAAAGUGGCCAGCAGGGGGGACGGCACCAAUGAUGCCAAUGUGGUGUGCCAAGCGGAGGGCGUUCCUCGUGUACACUUCACCUGGGCAAAAGACGGAUUCCUUUUGGACCUCGGUAACCCCAGGUAUGAAGAAAAGAUGACAAAGGAAGGUGCCAUCCACACAAGCAUUCUGACCAUUAAAAAUGUGAGCGCAUCGCUGGAUUACGCCGUCUUCACCUGCACUGCCCACAACAGCAUGGGACAAGAUUUUUUGGACAUCCAGCUUCUUAGCACCAACCACCCCGAUCCUCCGUCAGAUCUGAAACUUCUGCGUGUCAGCCAUGACUCUGUAACUCUGGAAUGGAUGCCCGGGUUUGACGGAGGCUUGACACAGAACUUCCGUGUCAGGUACCUGUGGGCGGGAUCCGUCAGCUACAUGUAUGUGGAUGUUUAUCCUCCAACGGCAACUGUUUAUACAGUCACGGGCCUCAAACCUUCCACGACGUACAACUUCUCGGUCAACGCUCUCAAUGCUAUGGGAGAGAGCAGCUAUGCAGAUAACAACAGACUACUGACCGUCAGCACCUCUGAGGUGGAGAUAGCUGAUGGUGUCUCGCCAGCAGACCAGGACUCGACUCCUGCAGGCCCCAGUGUUCCUACAUACGUUGUGGUCAUACUUGUAGUGGGCGGAGUCCUGUGUAUGGUAAACGCGUUUGGCUGCUUCCUAUUCAGGCGCAGAAGAGGGCGGAGCCUGACAGCGGACACCAAGAGCAUUUCACAGGACACCAAAAACGACGAGGAGAGGUCCACGGCGAGCGGCUCAACACGCUAUGCGAGCAGAGAGCUUAUCAACUCCACGGCACGGCGGACGCUCCUCGUCGACAGCGGCUCAGAGCCUGACAGCAGCGUCUACGAGAGCUUUGGACGGGAGGGUUCACAUUAUUACUACCCCACCGAGGCCUACAGCCCUGUCCUUUACUCUCAUGCUGAAGGCCCGGAGUAUCAAGAAGGCAGACACAACACAAGCCCUGUCGCUCAUGAAUAUGAGGAGGUGAGAGGAUGGGGGCUAUAUGAGGAGCUGCAGGGUUACUCGUCGCUGCCCCCUCCUGUCCGCACUGAUCAAGCAGCACCUCCCUCCAGUUACUAUGAGGGUCGCGUGUAUGGCAAAUCUGAUCUGGAGGUUACAGCCGGCGUUUAUGAUUCUAUGGUGUAUAGACGUAAAAGAGACUCAAACUUGCCGUUUGAACUCAGGGGUGAGCUUGUUUAGUUUAGUUUAGUUUAGUGAUGCUGAUAUGAGCUCCUUUUUUGGCCAAAUUGAUCUAUAAGUUUAUGAUUCUGUUGGUUAAAGAAACUUCGUUCUCUUAUUACAUUUCAAAUUGUCCAUUAAAGUUUAAUUAAUAUUAUGUUCAAUUUAAAUAAAUGGCAAGUGUUAUUAA